Messenger RNA from Pollicipes pollicipes, 1331 nucleotides. RefSeq lists its product as uncharacterized. The record is from RefSeq and is a predicted model, not a curated record. The coding region runs from base 15 to 473 and encodes 152 amino acids. NCBI's taxonomy places the organism in Eukaryota, Metazoa, Arthropoda, Thecostraca, Pollicipedomorpha, Pollicipedidae. The transcript has 2 exons.
CCGACCGAGCGGUGAUGGGUACCUGUCCCGCUGAGCGUGAGUCGCUGGCGCUAUGGAGGAGGCGCGACUCGACCAACAGCGCGCCGGUGGCGCGCGUGAGCCUGUGCCUGCCUGACGGCGGCCGUCUGCUGCGCGAGCUGCGCAUCAACUACAACAUCAGCGAGCUCCGAGCGCUGCUCGCCGACGAAAUCCAGUUCGAUCCAGACCAGCUGGAUAUCUUCUGCGGCCCGGACCUGGCGCUGGAGCGCGUCCCCGACAGCCUGGUGUUGGCGGGGCUGGACGUCGAGCGGCGCCAUGUGACCCUGCACGUACGACUUCGGUCAGCAGCCGACGGCGGCGCCCGGCCCAGCGCCGCGUGCCUGCCGCAGUCGGCCCCCGUCUGGCACGACUCAAAGACGUGCGACGGACAGGCGGUCGCGGCCCGUCUCGCCGCUGAUAGGUGGGAGCCGCGCGCGGAGCUGCGGAAAAGAUGAGCGCAUGCGGUCACACCCGGGAACGACAGCGGAGAUGGACGGCGCGCGUGCAGUUUCACCCAGGUGCGGUGUUGGAGACGAACAGUGUACGUUUAGUCACACCCGGGAGCGGCAGCGGAGAUGGACGGCGUACAGUCCCACCCAGGAGCGGCAAUGGAGGUGGACGGUGUGCGCACAGUCACACCCGGGGGCGGUAGUGGAGAUGGACGGCGUGCGUUCAGUCACACCCGGGAGCGGUAUUGGAGACGGACGGCGUACAGUCCCACCCGGGAGCGGUAUUGGAGAUGGACAGCGUGCAUAUAGUCACACCCGGGAGCGACAACGGAGAUGGACGGCGAGUGAACAGUCACACCCGGGAGCGGUGGUGGAGAUGGACGGCGUGCCUACAGUCACACCCGGGAGCAGCAGUGGAGACGGACCGUGCGCGUGGGAGCGAUGGGCCUGGUCUAGCUCAUCCAGCCGACGUUUGCUGACUUCUGUUUGUGAUUGAGCGCCAGCACUGCAGGCGUGUUGUCGACGACAGUCCGGGUCUCAUGUACACAAAACAGUGUUUCAGGGCAGAGAGAUAAGAAAAAGAUAGGUCGCGAUGAUUGUUGAAUGUUGCAUUGAUGUUUGGCAAUCGGGUGAUGAGGAUUGCUUCAAUGAGCUAUGGGGCCAAUGUUUUCAUCGCUCGAGUGAACGAUUCGCGUCUUCUGUUCGUUCUCCGCAUUAGGCGCAGCGUUUUGUUUCGCAGCCUGUCGUGACCAGCGUUAAAGUGAUGGGAAAGCGGUGUAAAGAUUGCAAGUUUGGGGUUGACAAAAGUGAUUGCCUAGAGGAAGCUCAUGUCCAUACCAUAACAAAGACCUUUCUUCAGCAAUG